GUAAGGACGAGCCGGAGGAGUACACUUCCAAGGAGCUCACCAACAAGGUCACGGAGAUCACCCAACAGCGCGGCCGCAAGGCAUUUGAUCGCAAGGCGUACAUGGAGAAGCUGCAGAAGUUGCUGGUGCAUGCAGCCAAGCACGGCCCUCUGGAGCAGCUGUACAUCUACGCUUCCAUGGUCUCGGCGGACUUUGACAACACGGGCAGCGCCUUCGCUGCCAUGAAGAUCGAGAUGUGGAACGAGGCUUUGACAAAGGUGAACAAGAUGCUGCCUUUGCUCGUUGAGUCGCACAACCUCAUCAAGAGCGGUAGUACUGAUGAGAAGGCUGCUGCCGCCGAUACGGAUGUCGAGGAUCCGAAGUCGCACGCGAGACUGCAG
Molecule: messenger RNA, 380 nt
Organism: Symbiodinium sp. CCMP2456
Lineage: Eukaryota; Dinophyceae; Suessiales; Symbiodiniaceae
Source: the annotation of a GenBank genome assembly